Eimeria tenella is the source of this 228-nucleotide messenger RNA. RefSeq lists its product as uncharacterized. The coding region runs from base 1 to 228 and encodes 75 amino acids. Gene Ontology annotation, molecular function: ice binding. NCBI's taxonomy places the organism in Eukaryota, Apicomplexa, Conoidasida, Eucoccidiorida, Eimeriidae. The record is from RefSeq and is a predicted model, not a curated record. The transcript has a single exon.
AUGCAGCGGCAGCAACGCCUGCAGCGCCGCCAGCAGCAACAACUGCAAGGUGCCGAAGCAGCAGCAGCAGCAACAGCGGCAGCGCCAACUGCGGCAGCAGCAGCAGCAGCGCCAACUGGUGCAGCAGCAGCAGCAGCAACAGCAGCAGCAGCUCCAACAGGUACAACAGCAGCAGCAGCAGCGGCGCUAACUGCAGCAGCAAGCUCGUGCAGCCACGUGGCUAUCUGA